AUGGGAUUUUGGGGUGUCACGGUGGGCGAUAUUCAAUGGAUGCAGCGGCGCGGCGAUGGCGAUAGGCAUGGAGGCCCUCUGGAUUAUGUUUCUAAUAUUCCCCCGACCUCGUCGCCGUUUCUCGGCUCGGGGCUUGGGGGGCCAGCGCGAUGCCAGCAUGCUGAUACCCGACCCAUUCAGGCCAUGUCACCGAACAUCAACCUGUCGUCAGACCCUCUCUUAAAGGAUGCAUCGUUGGAUAGGGGCCGCCCCCCCGCCCUCUCCGCCCGACCGUCCAUUGCCCUCAUUCUGCAUAUUCCUCACCGUACCAGGGGGUCCGGGAAUCCCCGCAUUGUUUCUUGCUUGGCUUCCCUGGGUCAAGUCAUCAUUCAAGUGACGGGCGUUCCGUUGGGUCUGUGGGAGAUGCGAAUUCGAAAUGUCGGCAGGACCGCCGGAGGGAGAAGGGGGUUCAAUUUCGAAAUGUGCGGAGCUGUCUCCGACGAUAUCAUUGUGACCCAGAGCAGCCUGUGGUACAUUGUCAUCCUCCGUAGACGGAGGAAGUGGGUACAGGAGCACAAGAUGCCCGAGGGACCCGUUCAUCGGGCGGUGGCCCUCCCGCAUGGGGCCACGGUUGUGUCGCCAGCUGAUCUUAUAUCUGCGAAGGACAAAUGGGAGCUUCAAUGCUCACCCCAGGGACAGACCCCUCGCAGCAUUCGAAUAUUCUCUAGGGUCGGUGUCGAGAGGUUGUGA
Sodiomyces alkalinus F11 is the source of this 729-nucleotide messenger RNA. RefSeq lists its product as hypothetical. Lineage: Eukaryota; Fungi; Ascomycota; Sordariomycetes; Glomerellales; Plectosphaerellaceae. The coding region runs from base 1 to 729 and encodes 242 amino acids. The transcript has 7 exons. The record is from RefSeq and is a predicted model, not a curated record.